AUGGGUGAAAAUGAAAAGGCGCAUCAGCUGCCAAAACAGCAACAACCAUCAUCACCGUCCAAAUCAUUAUCUUCCCGCCCGACCACCAUAACACUCCCUCCACGUUCCUUCACCGAAACAUUCUUUUCCAGUGGUCCUCCUGGUACCUUGGGCUUCAGUCCAGGCCCUAUGACUCUUCUCUCUAGCUUCUUCUCAGACUCCGAUGACUGUAAAUCCUUCUCUCAGCUUCUAGCCGGCGCCAUGGCCUCCCCCAAUUUCAAACCUCCUGAUGAAAAGAGCUCCGCCGGUGACAUUAGCAGGCCGGGGAACUUGUCGAUCGUCCCUCCCCAGCCGAUGUUCACGAUGCCGCCGGGACUCAGUCCGGUGGCUCUUCCUGAUUCACCGGGUUUCGGAGUCUUCUCUCCUCAGGGCUUUGGAAUGACACACCAGCAGGCACUAGCACAGGUCACAGCGCAGGCUGCACAAGCCAAUUCAAAUAUGCAUGUUCAACCGGAACAUUCGACACCGGCAAUGUCUUCAACCUUUACAAAUAACUCAGCAGCACACCAGCAACAGCAGAUGGUAAGCUCAGUAGCGGAUUCUAGAGCGACAAUGCAGGAACUGUCUGACUUCUCUCAGCCUGAUCAGAGAUCGGAAUCUUGUUCGCUGGCCGUUGAUAAGCCUGCUGCUGAUGGAUACAAUUGGAGGAAAUAUGGGCAGAAACAGGUGAAAGGAAGUGAGUUUCCUAGAAGUUAUUAUAAAUGUACACAUCCUAAUUGUCCUGUCAAGAAAAAGGUUGAGCGAUCACUUGACGGUCAAGUAACUGAAAUUAUCUACAAGGGGCAACACAACCAUCAGCCACCACAACACAAUAAGCGCGGAAAGGAUACUGGGGGCGUAAAUGGCAAUUCGAACGGUCAGGGGAAUUUUGAAUUAGCUUCCAAAUUUCAAAGUGGAAAUGUCAGCAAAGUGAGAGAUAGGAAAGAUCAGGAAUCCAGUCAAGCUACACCUGAACAUGUAUCUGCGAUGAGUGAUAGUGAGGAAGUUGGAGAUACUGAAACUGGUGGCGGAAUUGAUGAAGAUGAGCCUGAUCCUAAGAGAAGAAGUACAGAGUUUAGAGUGACUGAGCCAGCUUCUUCACAGAGGACUGUAACAGAGCCUAGAAUUAUUGUGCAGACAACUAGUGAAGUUGAUCUCCUAGAUGACGGCUAUAGAUGGCGCAAGUAUGGGCAGAAAGUUGUCAAAGGCAAUCCUUAUCCAAGAAGCUACUAUAAAUGCACAACCCCGGGAUGCAAGGUCCGUAAACAUGUCGAGAGGGCUGCAGCCGACCAUAGAGCCGUCAUAACAACCUAUGAGGGAAAACAUAAUCACGAUGUACCAGCAGCUAAAAAUAGCAGCCACAACACAGUCAAUAGCAAUGCAUCUCAGCUGAAACCACAAACUCUGGAGAAGCAUGCAUCGAACAAUAGAAACAAUCAACAACCUGUAGCACGUCUGCGGUUAAAAGAAGAGCAGAUAACAUAG
Messenger RNA from Dovyalis caffra, 1503 nucleotides. NCBI's taxonomy places the organism in Eukaryota, Viridiplantae, Streptophyta, Magnoliopsida, Malpighiales, Salicaceae. The record is from the annotation of a GenBank genome assembly.